AUGGAUCAGAGUCCCGGGAACUUGAAUAAAAAUGGCAGAGCACUAGACGUGCUCGAAAAGCAUCUCUCCCAGCAAAACAAACGCCCAAAAACCAAUAAUUAUGGCGCGUUAUCUUCCAUGUGGAAGACGAUAUCAGAAUCUUCAAGGGUCGCAACUUCUCCCCAAAAGAUACAAAGGCAAUCCAGAACUACUUCUCCAUCCAGAAGACUCGAAAACGCGGUGUCUUUAAGCCCCACAGCACCUUUGGAGCCCAAACAAACUAAAAAAAUGCGAUCCUCACCGCUGAGAAAAUGUGUCGCGUUUUCUGACAACAUCGAGUCAUCUCCACCUCCUGAAGCUGUAAAUUCCAGUCCGCGCAUAUCUUCUCAGACCCGUCCAUCUAAAUCCAUCCUCAAAAUAACCGAUUCACCUGUCAAAAAAGUUAGUCCCCGUCGUAAUAGAAUAAGGCACGGACGACCUGCUAGUGAGCACUUGGAGCUAGGCAACAGCGAAAGCGGAAGGUGUGGUCCGCUGAAUAUCGAAUUUUGGGUAUGUGGCGAGGUUCACAGUCUUCAGGAUACCAAUAGCGUAUCCGAAUUUAAGGGUCUACUAACUGGAGGCCUUUAUUUCAUGUCUAGUACAAUGCCGGCCGCUCAUAGUCGGCUCUUCGAGCUCUACGCCACUUUAAACAACAUCAUGCCAGUUUACGUAUAUCACACGCAUUCUGAAGUCAAAGAUAAGAAAAUUUCGAUUGUGAUCAACAACAUCGAUCUUAUUUUAUCAACGUGCACGCCUCAUUUGAUAGAGCAUCAGUCGGCCCUUCUCAAAACUCAGAAGAAAGAUCCGUUUGUAUCCAGAACCUAUGUGCAAAUCAUCCGUUUUCUAAGCUUCAUUUUCUCGAAUUUCAGAAUAGUAAAGGCCUGCGAAAAUAAUCCACGUUUCCAGUCCUCUUUUCAGAGGGUUGUUGAGUGCUGCAUCGUCACAAUGGGUCACUUGUACUCGAAUAAAGUCAUGAUCACAGCUCAACUCGCAUUUCUCCGUGACGAGCAAGCUGGCUUGCUCGAUAAAUGUGCUUUGGAUGUAUCUUCGAUAAUCGAGGCUUUAACUAAAAUGAAAAAGAUAGAAAGCUCAAACCUAAUAUGCGAAAAGCUUCUUUUACUGAAACAGUUUGUUACGAGGUACACAAAUGUUAUGUUUGAGACAGUUGACAUAUGGCUUCCCGCAGAGGUUCUUCCACGACUACUCCCCAAUCAGCAAUUUUAUUCCUCGAAAAUUGCAAGCAUAUGUGUAUCAAUUCUUCUCGAUGUUCUUAAGAAGUCUUUGACAGACUGCACAAAUCUCAGAGUACAUGCAGCACUCAAGAAGCCUAUCCAAUCUUUGGAAAUUCCUCUAGAUCUCGAGUAUGAAGACUCUCGGAAGAGUAGCUCAAUGGACUCAAAUUCGACUGUUUCUCAACUGCUGUUGAAAAGUGUCGAACAUUUUCUUACCGAAAAAGCAGAACAUAAAUUGGCAUUUGAUCUUUGGCUCUCGGUGGUCGGACUUCUUUUCAAUUCAAGUUCCGGACUGGAUAAGCUAUGCUCGGAUCCUAUCAACGAGUGGUUACUGCUCAAUCUGAAAUAUCAAAACGCAGGCGUCGAGAGUGUUUCAGGUUCGGCACUACGCGCCUGGAGAAUAGUGACGUACGUGGUAUGCACGAAGAGUGUGCCUUCUACAAAAAAUGUCCGUCAGAUCGAAAUCCUACUAAUGCCAUUCAGUUCGGCUCGACUGGGCAACAGAACCGAUGAAAAUGAUUUUCUUUUUGUCCUGCGAGGAAUUCUUUAUCUAGCCUUGUGCGAUCACAGGCCUGACGUCUUUGCUCACAAUUUUAGAAAUAUUGUAAAACCAAUACUUCUGAGAGAACCAGGGUCUCAUCUUUCGAAAAUCAGUUCUUAUGUCUUAUUCAUGCUGAACCUUCUAUGCCAGCCCACAAGAAUCGAGAAGGCCAAUCAAAAAGACUUCAAUCCGCUAAAAGUCAUUGCAUCCACUGGGGUUGAGAGAGAAGACUUUCUUCAGUUUUCUUCUCAAACAUAUGAUUUUCAUUGGCAGAUGCUUUUCAAGACAGCGCUCAGAUUACAAGCAUUGGCGGAUGCUAGUGAUGUCGAGAGUUCAUUUCAAUUACUUGCUGUAUUGGUCAGAAACACGCCAAAGUCAUUUAUUUGCAAAGAAGUGAUAGAUCUAUGUCUCAACUCAUUAUCAGAUGCAUUGGAAUGCUCCCAUGUAGAUGUCCGGAGUUGCAUUGUUCAGGCUUUGAGUUACAGCAUGAUAGCAUUUAAAGGCAGCUUGUGGACAACAUUCGAAAGUAGUCUUCGUCUCAAAAAGAUCAUUGCGUCCCUGGUACAGGAUAGUAAUUCAAGUUUUUUGGAGAUUCUAAAAGCCGUUGUGGAGUUGACGGCAGGACUAGUGCCAGAUCUGGAAAUCUACGAUUAUUUUUUGAGUUACGAUGACAGGUCUGUCACAUCUUACAUUUCAAACUCUGUCUGUUCCAAAAUUCGCUCUUCUGAGAUGUCGAACAGUACAUUUGCCGCGCUACUAAAUAUUGCGGAGAAUAUCUCUAGUGAAGAGUUGGCGGAAAGCGUAUUGGGCAUCUGCAAUAAAGUAAGGCGAGACUUGGGUCGCGAAGAACAUCAAAUUAUGAUAGCUUGUGAUUUGCCUACUCUAUCCAAGUACUUACGACUUCGUCUCAGCUUGCAAACAAGCACAGUCGAUCCAACUUUUGUGAAAGAGUUCGUGGUAGUUUUGAAAACUCACAAUCAAUUGAGGUUUGAACUCCACAGAAUACUUGACCAUAAACAUUAUACCAGCUUGGUAUUGCAAGCAAUGAUAAUUGAAAGUUGCGAAAACAAGGCGGGUGGUCGCCUAGAUGCGUGGACACCUGUAUUCAAAAGCUAUCCCUUUAAGGAGUUGGCUGGUGCGUUAAGACAUUUCGAUGAACUAAGUUUUGAUUUGAAAUUGUGCUUCAUUUUGCGCGCUUUGGAAAGAGAUGUAGUUCAAGACAUGAGUCUCUCUUCUCAAUUUGGGGAAAAGUAUUUGAGUUUGUCUUUCGAUCAGCAAACUCGAUCGCCUGAAGUACAAGCACUUGAAUAUCAGGUUCUGAAGAAAUGCUAUGAUACCCAAAACUUCUUGCUUUUAAAUGAAGGCAUUAAAAAGCUGAUGAUAUCAGGCUCGAUUCUUCCUGUUACCCAAUUCUGGAACGACAGCCCCGGAAAGGACACGAGGGUUAUAGAUGCCGAGGCGCUAGUCCUCAUCAUCAGUGGUAUUGGAAACGAGAUCCAUUUAGACUAUUCCAUUUUCAAGGAUCGUUUGAACGAUGGUUCUUGUGAAUUUGCUUUAGAUGUUAUCGAAGCAGCUUUGAGACACCAAAAACACCAGGUUUUGAUCGAACUCAAAGAAGAUUUUGCAGCGUUUUUGCUCAAUUGCUCCCGAGAACUCAAAAACAACGAAUUACGAGCUAAAGAGGCUCUCAGAAAGGCGUCCACAUUGCUUCUUGUCCCAGACAACAAGGCUUUAGAACCUGCCUUGCAAAAGCUUCUUCUAUCCUUACCUGCAAGGAAAGGGUCAUUGGCGUACGAGCAACUGGCCACUGUCUGCUCCAAUUUCCAUCAUAAAAUAAGUGGGCUAGAGAAAAUCCGGGAACUCAUAAAUGCUGGCGCCCCCGACCUUACUCUAAACAUCGGUGGAAAAUUAGCCCCAAUAUCAAAGGGCCCACGAAUAUACCACUUCAAGGCUGUGCCCAAAAAAUCUCCUAGUCCUGAGCCCGUAAAAGCUUUGAACAGGAACCAUGUUAAAAACGGAGAGCAUUCCGGGGCUCAUGCCAGGCCUAUAAACUUAAACGGCUUCGAUAAAAAAAUAGGUGACGGUUCCUUCCACCAUGGUUUUGAUUCAAGUGUGCCAAACAUGAAAGCGCAGCUGGCACACUCAAAUUCCAAAUCUGCGAGGCCCACAGAUUCCACCAAAAGCGGUUCUUUUCCCGAAAAAACAAAAGCAGAAAACAAAAAUCUAAAUCUCUCUUCAAGUCCACACUUGGUCAAUAAAACAGAAGUCUUUUCGGCUGUUGAGAAUUCGAAGUUUUACGAAAACAGUUUCAACGAAAUCAAAGCUAGCAUGAAGGAGGAACUCGAAUGUUCGGUUGAAAACACGGGCGCUUCAAGUACUUCAAAAAGUGAUUCAAAAGUCCCUAAACAGGGUUCUAAAAAAGUGCUCGAUGAUGACGUCGUCGAUAAUUUAAGCAAGAUGAAACAUCGGGGUGCUUUCAAGUUACCGAUCGUCAAAUUGGGUGCUCUCAAAGAAAUCAAAUCAUGGCCCAAAGCGUCAGUAAAAAAUCCCCCAGAGUCCUCGACUUCCCGGAGAGAAAGGGCUGCCGCAUCAGAUAGUACUUUGAGCGCGGUUUCGAUCGCCCGUGAAGCGGCCGAUAAUGAGAUAGACAAAUUCGCCUUUUCAAAUGGCGUGUCACCUCAAGAUAAGCAUACAAAGAUUAUACUUCAAAUUGUCAAACAGUUCGGAAAGGAAGAAUUCAGUCAGUUGACUCAAACGCAGAAAUUGUUUCUAAAAGAUGCAAUGGUGAAGUUUAUUGCCAAUCAAGGUUCUGGUUCUUCGAACGAGUCGAAGGACAAGUAG
Messenger RNA from Lachancea sp. 'fantastica', 4632 nucleotides. The record is from the annotation of a GenBank genome assembly. NCBI's taxonomy places the organism in Eukaryota, Fungi, Ascomycota, Saccharomycetes, Saccharomycetales, Saccharomycetaceae.